Molecule: messenger RNA, 456 nt
Organism: Chrysochloris asiatica (Cape golden mole)
Lineage: Eukaryota; Metazoa; Chordata; Mammalia; Afrosoricida; Chrysochloridae
Gene: IL17A
Product: interleukin 17A
Exons: 3
Coding region: 1-456 (151 amino acids)
Biological process (GO): inflammatory response
Cellular component (GO): extracellular region
Molecular function (GO): cytokine activity
Source: RefSeq, a predicted model, not a curated record
AUGUCUUCUGCGAGGACCAUGCCUAUGUUUCUGCUAAUGAGUCUGGUGGCUGUGAUGAUGGCAAGAACAAUAGUCCCACAAAAUCCAGGAUGUCCAAAUGUUGGGGACAAAAAUUUCCCGCAGACUGUGAGACUCAACCAUAUCAUGAUUAACCGGAACACAAGCUUCAGAAGGGUCUCAGAUUACUACAACCGAUCCACCUCACCUUGGAGUCUCCACCGCAAUGAGGACCCUGAGAGAUACCCCUCUGUGAUUUGGGAGGCCAAGUGCCUCCACUUGCACUGUGUCGAUGCUGAAGGGAAGAUGAACUACCACAUGAACUCCGUCGGCAUCCAGCAAGAGAUCUGGGUCCUGAGAAGGGAAAGUGGACGCUGUCCCCACUCCUUCCGGAUGGAGAAGAUGCAGGUUACCGUGGGCUGCACCUGUGUUAAGCCCAUCAUAAUACACAAGAGCUGA